Salvelinus fontinalis (brook trout) is the source of this 2162-nucleotide messenger RNA. RefSeq names its product transcription factor Sox-10-like. Gene Ontology annotation, molecular function: DNA-binding transcription factor activity, RNA polymerase II-specific; RNA polymerase II cis-regulatory region sequence-specific DNA binding. Gene Ontology annotation, biological process: enteric nervous system development; negative regulation of transcription by RNA polymerase II; neural crest cell migration. The record is from RefSeq and is a predicted model, not a curated record. Lineage: Eukaryota; Metazoa; Chordata; Actinopteri; Salmoniformes; Salmonidae. Gene Ontology annotation, cellular component: nucleus. The transcript is spliced from 4 exons. Bases 582 to 2072 code for a protein of 496 amino acids.
UCUUUCCUCACACAACAGAGCUCUUUAAGCCCCGGCGCGCGACACAGAGCAGGCAUUCAUAGAAGGGCAGCGCGAACGAGGGGGCUAGGGAGUGAGCGCGAGCGUCACUUUGGAAACUCGGGAACACACGGACUCUCGUGCUAAACGGGCGACCUCAUUUUUCAUUACUGAAUAUUUAGCUAAAGGACUACAAUUUCAAAGACUGCAAGGGAGAGGACACUGUGCUACUGGAGCAAGUGGUGGGAAUCAACAGGUAAACUGGGAUCCACAAUACGCGCUCAGCGUAAGAUACCAGCAACACGGAUGGAAAGAACUUUGAUGAGGAAUCCUAACAGAAUUUUAGAACGUAGACUGAGAGUUGAGACUGACUGGGAAUUUAUAUAAAGGAGACCUCGAGUGACAGAAGCAAUCCUUUAGUUUUAAACAGGCAUAGUUUAUAUUCCUGAGAAAGGGUGAACUUCUUCAUUAGUUCAGACAUAGGGAUAGGCCUAGGCUUAGUAGUUGAAUAGGUCAAGAAGCUAUACCCUGUACACUUUCUGUUACUCACCUGAGGGAGGAAGCUUUCUUGGAAGAGGGGAAAGAUGUCGGGAGAGGAGCAGAGUUUAUCUGAGUUAGAAAUGAGUCCAGGGGUCUCGGACGACGGUCACUCCUUGUCACCGGGUCACUCCUCCAGUGCAGCAGGCGGAGGAGACUCACCCCUGUCCGGACCGCAGCCCCAGCUGACGGGGGUCGGCGACGACGCCCUAUCCGAUGUAGCUGGCGGGAUUUCCAUCAAGUCCGAUGAAGACGACGAUCGCUUUCCUAUUGGUAUCCGCGAGGCAGUGAGCCAGGUGCUGAACGGCUACGACUGGACACUCGUACCUAUGCCUGUGCGUGUAAACUCCGGCAGCAAAAGCAAGCCGCACGUGAAAAGGCCUAUGAACGCCUUCAUGGUGUGGGCACAGGCCGCACGGAGAAAACUGGCAGACCAGUAUCCCCACCUCCACAACGCUGAGCUCAGCAAAACCCUCGGGAAACUAUGGAGGCUCUUGAAUGAGAGUGAUAAGAAGCCUUUCAUCGAGGAGGCGGAGAGGCUGAGGAAGCAGCACAAGAAGGACUACCCGGAGUACAAGUACCAGCCACGCCGCCGCAAGAACGGCAAACCCGGCUCCGGCUCUGAAGCUGACGGCCACUCGGAGGGUGAGGUCAGCCAUAGCCAAUCGCACUACAAGAGCCUCCACCUGGACGUGGCUGCCCACGUCAGGGGGGCGGGGUCUCCUCUGGCUGAUGGACACCACCUACAUACUGCAGGCCAGAGCCACAGCCCUCCUACACCACCCACCACCCCCAAGACGGAGCUCCAGUCUGGGAAGUCGGGCGAUGGGAAGCGGGAGGGUGGUGGAGCAGGUGGCUCCCGUGGGGGAAUGGGGGUAGGAGCGGAAGGUGGCUCUGGAUCAGGGUCAGUCAAACCACACAUUGAUUUCGGCAACGUGGACAUCGGUGAGAUCAGCCACGAGGUGAUGGCCAACAUGGAGCCCUUUGAUGUGAACGAGUUUGACCAGUACCUGCCCCCCAAUGGGCACCCGGGGAUUGGACAGAGUGCUGGGUCAGCGGCAGCAGCAGGGUCCUCUGCAUCUCCCUAUGCCUACGGUAUCUCCUCUGCCCUGGCCGUGGCCAGUGGACACUCUGCAGCGUGGCUAUCCAAGCAGCACCAGCAGCAUCAUGCCUCACCUCUGGGCUCCGACCCCUCCAAGGCCCAGAUUAAGAGUGAGGCCGGCUCGGGGGGACACUUUGCCGAAGCAUCCUCAGGGGGUUCCCAUGUCACCUACACUCCCCUCAGCCUGCCCCACUACAGCUCUGCUUUCCCCUCACUGGCCUCCAGGGCCCAGUUUGCAGAGUAUGCUGACCACCAGGCCUCGGGUUCCUACUACGCCCACUCCAGCCAGGCCUCAGGGCUGUACUCUGCCUUCUCCUACAUGGGGCCCUCGCAGAGGCCCCUGUAUACAGCCAUCACUGACCCAUCCAGCGUGCCACAGUCACACAGCCCCACGCACUGGGAGCAGCCGGUCUACACCACCCUGUCGCGGCCCUGACAAAGACCGGGAGCAGAGGGCUCUGGUGCAGAUUUGGCCCCAACGGCAGACCCACAGAGCGGAGGAGACCUGGGUUGGAGGCAGUGGAGA